Molecule: messenger RNA, 1582 nt
Organism: Passer montanus (Eurasian tree sparrow)
Lineage: Eukaryota; Metazoa; Chordata; Aves; Passeriformes; Passeridae
Gene: POLR3D
Product: RNA polymerase III subunit D
Exons: 9
Coding region: 7-1314 (435 amino acids)
Biological process (GO): transcription by RNA polymerase III
Cellular component (GO): RNA polymerase III complex
Molecular function (GO): DNA binding
Source: RefSeq, a predicted model, not a curated record
ACAAAGAUGGCGGCUCAUUGCCAAGCCCGCUGCGCCCUCAGCAAAGAUGGCGGCGGCAGCGUCGCCUCAGGAAGGGCGCGCCGUGCGCGGCGCAUGCGCAGUGGGGGCGGCGAGCCCGUGGCUGCCCGGGCAGGGAUGGCCGAGGGGGGCUCUGGCAGCUCCGGCUCCCCGGGCAGUCUCCGUGCCGGGGGGCUCCCGGGGGCCCGGGGGGUGCUGGGCCGGCGCCCCCCCGGCCCCCCCCUCAGCCCGGGCCGCCUGCCCUCCAUCCGCUCCCGGGACCUCACCCUGGGCGGCGUCAAAAAGAAAACGUUCACGCCCAACAUCAUCAGCAGGAAGAUCAAGGAGGAGCCCCGCGAGGAUGUGGCAGUCAAGAAGGAGAAGAAGGAGCGGGAGCGGCAGCGGGACGGGCACGGCCGGGGCCGGAACCGGCCCGAGGUCAUCCAGUCCCACUCCAUCUUCGAGCAGGGCCCCGCUGAAAUGAUGAAGAAGAAAGCAGGCUCCUGGGACAGGACCGUGGACGUGUCCGACUUCGGCCCUUCCCACAUCAUCAACAUCAAGAAGGAGAAGAGGGAGACGGACGAGGAGACCAAGCAGAUCCUGAGGAUGCUGCAGAAGGACGAUUUCCUGGAUGACCCGGGGCUGAAGAACGACAUCCGGAACAAGCCGGUGCAGCUGCCCCUGGCCCACUCGGGGUGGCUCUUCAAGGAGGAGGUGCCGGAGCGGGAGGACACGCAGCCAUGGCUCCCUGCCAAGGAGGAGAACAUGGAGCUGGACCCGCCAGCCGUGAAAGUGAAGGAAGAGCCGUGUGAGGAGGAUCCCAAGCCGGCCCAGCCCAAGGGCCCCCCCGGCUUCCCGCGGGACGUGUCGGCGGCAGAGCUGCUGCAGAGGCUGAGCCUGGCUCAGGAGGAGGAGCUACUGUUCCUGCAGCUCCCCGACACCCUGCCCGGGCAGCCCCCCAGCCACGACUCCAAACCCAGCAAAUCCGAGCUGCACAGCGAGGAUGGGCAGGUGCUGCUGGUGAAGCAGGAGAAGAGCCAGGAGGCGAAGCAGGCAGAGAACACCUGCACCCUGGCCGACCUCCCCGAGGGCCAGGUGGGGAAGCUGCUCAUCCGAAAGUCAGGAAAAGUGCAGCUGGUGCUGGGCAAGGUCACCCUGGACGUGACCAUGGGCACCCCCUGCUCCUUCCUACAGGAGCUGGUGUCCGUCGGCAUCGGGGACAGCCGCACGGGUGAGAUGAUGGUGCUGGGCCACGUGAGGCACAAGCUCGUCUGCUCCCCGGAUUUCGAGGCUCUCCUGGAGCACCGGCACCGGUAGCCCAGGGGGUCCCGGCCCCGGGAUGGACCCUCAGCCCCUCCAGAUGUGCCUUGGGGGCGUGGGGAGGGGGCUCGGGCAGUGAUCCCGAGGCAGCCCCCAGCUCCUUCCAGCCCCGCCGGUGUCCGGCCGUGUCCCCCACACCAGUGCCAAACGGGGGUCUCGGGGUGGGAGGGGCCCUGCUGCGUGCCCAGCUCUGUGGACACGCUGGUGGCAGCAGGAGGCGCGUCCUGGGGGAAAAACCUGGAAUAAAACCUCUUUUCCCCCUGUG